This is a messenger RNA of Leptomonas pyrrhocoris, 4519 nucleotides long. RefSeq lists its product as hypothetical. The transcript has a single exon. The coding region runs from base 653 to 4519 and encodes 1288 amino acids. NCBI's taxonomy places the organism in Eukaryota, Euglenozoa, Kinetoplastea, Trypanosomatida, Trypanosomatidae. The record is from RefSeq and is a predicted model, not a curated record.
GUGAAAGAAAGCAAAUAGCCACGUGUAUUUUUCUUGUUCUUAAGUUGGUGUAUGCGUGUGUGGGUGCAGGCAGAACACGCUGUUUGAUCGCACCUCGUUGUUCUCGCGGUGUGCAGCGCUGCGACUUGACAGGACCUUCCCCAGACAAGUGGCGAGACGGCAGAACCCCGUUUUGGUGUUCGUUCUUCAGGCGUUUCCCAGAGCCGACGCACAUACAAGGAAGUACAUUAGCCGUUGAAAGUGGUGUCUUCGUGUUUAUUCCGCCUUCUCAUUAAACGUACUCACAUUAUAGAUCAUUGGAUAGACACAGAUAUAUCUAUCUAUCUAUCUAUCUAUAUAUAUAUAUAUAUAUAUAUAUAGAUAUAUAUAUAUUUCUUUGCUAGCUCGCUUGUCUGUGUAUGUACCGCACGAACACACACACACACACACACACACGUAGACGUUGUCUGGCUGCUUGCUUAUCUUGUUGUUGACUUCGAGGCAGUUUUGACGCUUAGUACACGGUUUUCCUUUUCACAGCGAAGCCGCUCAGCUGCAUAAACAUACACAUUCACCCAUCUGCUCGUUCUCGUUGCUUUAUUCUGUUGUUGUUGUCGCCGUCUCGCCAUCUCUCGUGUGCGGCUUGUGUGUGCGUCAGUAAUAUCUGGUCGUCAUGAAUGGCAGCUUUAACGCACACGUCGGGGGCAGUGCGGGGCAGGGGACGCCACCGAUGGGCUACAGUGCGAGCGCGAGUCCCAACGCGAACAUGAGCAACAGCAGCAGCGGCAGCGGCGGCGUACGUUUUCCAUUGAACUCGGCGAUCUCGGCUCGACCGACGAGCGAAUCCGAGCUGACGAACGAUGCGCUUGCCCAUCUCAGCGAAUUAGCCACGGCGGCGCUGACGUCCCCAGAUAAAGAAACCCGCGACGGCGCGGCGCAGCAGCUCCUCUUCCUGAGCAGCUACGAGUACUGGGACACGCUGCGCACGCUGCUACCACGCGCACAGAACAACUAUCUGCGCUUCAUCAUCGUCAAGGCGAUUCUCUUUCUGGUGAGCAACGAACUCGGACCGCAGGAACGCACGGAGGUGCAGCAGUACGUGCUCGAGUACAUCCAAGAGCGGCGCCGCAGCGGCGAGGAGCUGCCUUUUUAUCUGCGCAACGCGCUCUUCUCUGUCUUUGCGUCCGCGCUGUUCGGCAACUGGAAAAUUGCGAUCAUCCGCGCCGAGUCCGCGGAGCAGAUGAACUCCACCGAGAUGGCCGAAGAGAUCUUCGCGAAGCUGCGAAGUUACCUGACCACCGACGAGACGCUCGACUGUGUGAUGGAGAUACUUACCUUCUUCGCGCGGCAGAACUCGAAGCACUCCAUCCUCUCCGUCAAAGGAAGCUUUGCGAAGCAGGUCCUCCCCUUCUUCUUCAGCGCGGCGGCGGAUAUGCUGUCCGUCUCGCCGGCGAAGGCCGCCGUGGUCUGCAGCACCGCCUUGGAGUGCGCCCCGGAGCUGGAGGCGCCGCUCAUUCGCAUUUACCACCCGUCCGAGGCCUCCAUCACGGUGCUGCGGUGGCCGGCGUGGGCCCCGGCGCUGUCCAGUGCGAUGAACCAGUGCGGACAGGCACUGCUGGAGCAGCCGGACGGCCCGUACGCGGCGGUGCUCGCGCGGCUGCUGCGGCAGUGCUCAACGGUCACGAGUCCGCAAGAGGAGUACAUCGCCUCACGAGAUGAGGUGGCGAGUGUGUUGCUCGACGUCUCGCAGCGUCUGCUGCUCAAGGUGCAGGAAAAUCCAUCGCGGACGGAGCUGCUGCGGCUGUCGUGCGCGCUGCUCGUCAACACCUUCGAGCGCAACGACGAGGCGACCGUGGAGUUCCUAGCGCGCCGCCCCGAGCUGAUACGCGUGUGGGCGGACGCGACGCGAUACAUUCUCGACCAACCCUUUAGCGAGGAGGAGGCAGAUCUGUACCAGGCGCUGCUGCACCUCUUUUUCCUGAUUGCGGAGCGACUGCUUCCACCGAAGCCGCGCCUGCGCAACGCCCUGGAAGAGCCGAUGGAGAGCUUCUACGGCGCGUCUACGCCGCCGAGAAGCGCAAGUCGGGAGCGGGUCGAAGAGCGCCACUCACAGUUGCAGUCACCCAUGUCGGGGCCCCGCGGACCCUUGCCGAGCGACCGCGCGCGUGAGGUGGAGCAGCAGGUGGUGGAGGUCUUCAGCGUGUACAUGGACUUGAUUAUUGACACCGCCCACCAACGCGAGGACUCGCAGGAGCUGCGCAGCGGCGCCACCUUUGUCCUGCAGACGGAACGCAUGUUGCAGCCCAUCGCGGAGGUGCUCUUCUGCGAACGGGUGGACCUCCUCCCACAGCUGGUCGAGCGGCUCCACCAGACGAUGCACCAGUACGAGUUGUGCGUGCGGGCACGUCGUGAGCAGGCGGCGGAGCAGGGCAACAUGGGCAACAAUAGUAAUAAUAGUAGCAAGAGCAGCAGCGGCGGUGCGGGUGUGGGUAACGUGCCGGGCUACAGCGCCGCGACGCAGUCCCUGCUGCAGGAGCUGUACAUUACUAUGGCGAUGUACAGCAUGAACAUGGGCAGCGGCCUGUCCGCCAUGGAUGCAACGACCACCCCGCUCUUCUUCACCCACGUCUGUCUCUCACGGCUCUCCGUGAUUGUGUCUAUUUUUGGUAUUGCGCUGCUGCAGGGCACGGCCAGCCGCGAUGACACCGUCCUCAGCUCCAUCGCAAGCUUUGCGCGUCAGCUGCUCGGGCAGGAGGAUCAGGUCACGGAAGAUCUCCUGUUGUGUCUGUCGCUGUUCGACGACCCAGCGGAAGGGGAUGCCGGGGGUGCUGCUGCUGGUGGUGGUGGUGACGUUUUUGGCAGCUCGGCCGGCGUGCCGGCCGGUCCCUCGACGGUGCCGGGCGGCAGCAGCGGCGGCAGCGGCAACGCGCAAAUUCACAUUGGCAUUCUCCGCGCCCUCUUCUUCUUCUGCGGUUGCGUCUACGAGACGAAUUUGUCGCGCAACGAGGACUUUUACGAGAUCACGGUGAACCUGCUGUGCUACGUCUAUCGCUACCACAGCGACCAGGUGGCGCUGGUGGCAGACGCGAACAUGCUGCUGAACCGCAUCGUUGACUACGGCUCCAGCGGGACCUAUUUUCUCGGCGCGGACAAGUUGAUGGGCUUGGUGGACGUGGUGAAGGAGGGCCAGCUACCGCUGCUGCAGACGCAUGGCCCGGCCGGUGCUGCCGGCUUGACGAGCGAGGCCCUCGAGGCCCGACAUGGCUUUCUCACCGCCUUCACCUUUUACGCGGAGACGCGCUACUACGCCGGUUUCCCCAUCGCGGAUGUGGUGAACACCAUCACAGAACGUUGCUUCCGGGAUGACCGCAUGCAGGUGCAUCCCCGGCUCGCCUUUCAGGAUUUGAUGGCGAUUACAAAGGGUAUUCAUCAGCCCGAUACGCUGCUGGUGAUGCUAGAGGCGCUGCUCCGCCACAAGGACGUCUGCUCGGCCGUCGUGCGCUACGAGGUGCGGGCGGCGCCGGACAUGAUAGCGUGGCUCUCCGUGCUGUGCAGCCGCAGCCGUCAGUACCUGGAGGAUCAAAACCUAAGCACCACCUCGUGGGAGCUGACGAGCGUGGGGAUGAAUGUGCUGUGCCUCUUUUUUAGCUUCCUAUCGUACCCGACGUCUGGUUCGCCACCACCGGGCCAGGUUGCCGCCGCUGUUGCGAGUUUCAACGGCCAGUUUGGGGGAGGGGGCGGGGAUGCGAGGUGCUGCACCGACCCACCUGUCGUUGGGGGCAGCAGCGGCGGUGACGGCUGUGGUGCGUCCUCCUUUUUCAACUUCCCCACGGAUGCGGUGGAUGCGUCGGUGGUGUACGACGUUGCGGACAUCCUGCACACCUUCUGCACCGCGCCGUGGGCCAACCUGGGCAUCGUGCUCUUCUACGAACGCACCACGUUGGAGCACUUCUUCUGUGGUGCGGUGGAGCUGCUGACGACGACGUCCGUGCAGUACUUAAUGGCGGAUGAGGGCCGCGCGCGGAUCUUCGACGCGAUGGCCGCCGCGGUGAAUUCGACCGGCGACACCUUUCAGCAGCUGCACGUCCUCUUCAUGCGGCAGGGUGUGUGGAACCGCCUGGUGCGUCUCGUGACGAGGUGUCUGAACUACGCCUACGCAGCGGAGUUGGUGUACUUACUGCACUCCAUCCUGCGCAGCGACCACGAGGCGCGGCAACGCAUCCCGGAGUACCAAGGGCUCGGCGGCUACACCUUAGCGGCGACCUUUAAUGAAAUUUGCACGUUGAUUGCCGUGGCGCCGCACCUGACGUACCGUGAGAUGACGGGGUGCUUCGACAUUCUUCAGAUGUGCUACGACGGUGCGCCGAUUUUGUGUGGGGAGUGCGCGGAUAAGCUGCUGGAUUUCUGCUCUGCCUACCAUCGGGUGCGACUGCGCCUCAUCAUCAACUCUCUGCGGCGCGGUGAUGGCGAGCAUCUCAUGACGCAGUACAUGACGUACUUCGGGCAGUCCUCUGUCGUGCCGGUGCUGAGUGCGUGGUAA